AUGAACGGCCCCACCAAGGUCAGCGAAUGGCCCGCGGCCAAGGAAGACUGGGGGACCCCCUCGUCCAUGCUGGAUUUGUUGGGCGAUCUCGCCGAGGACGAGGAGGACGAGGAGGAAGGCCUCCGAGAGAAGAUGCCCUGCUUGGACCUCUGUGGGUUUCCCACCUCGGCCGGAGCGCCCAGAUCUUUCGCUGCUGCUGCUGCUGCUACCGGGGGACUCGACGGUUUGGAGGACGGGGUCCCCGAGGAGGGAGAAGAGGAAGAAGAGGGGGAGGAGGAGGAAGAAGAAGAAGAGGGGGGACCGAGGAGGAAGGCUGCUUUGCGCGGCAGAGCCAAGCGAAAGCGGGUCAUCACCCACACGCAGCGCCAGGCGGCCAACGUCCGCGAGAGGAAGAGGAUGUUCAACCUCAACGAAGCCUUUGACCAGCUGAGGAAGAAGGUGCCCACUUUCGCCUACGAGAAGCGCCUCUCCAGGAUCGAGACGCUGCGCCUGGCCAUCGUCUACAUCUCCUUCAUGACCGAGCUGCUGGGGGGUUCCAAAGCCAGCUAG
Messenger RNA from Elgaria multicarinata webbii, 549 nucleotides. RefSeq names its product Fer3 like bHLH transcription factor (gene FERD3L). NCBI's taxonomy places the organism in Eukaryota, Metazoa, Chordata, Lepidosauria, Squamata, Anguidae. The transcript has a single exon. The coding region runs from base 1 to 549 and encodes 182 amino acids. Gene Ontology annotation, biological process: developmental process; regulation of transcription by RNA polymerase II. The record is from RefSeq and is a predicted model, not a curated record. Gene Ontology annotation, molecular function: protein dimerization activity; RNA polymerase II transcription regulatory region sequence-specific DNA binding; DNA-binding transcription factor activity, RNA polymerase II-specific.